AUGACGAUUGCAGAUCAUAUAAGAGAAAGACUAAAGUCUAUAGUUAAUAACAAUAAUAAUAAUAAUAAUCAAAACAACAAUAAUAUAAAUAAUAUAGUAAAUGAUAAUAUAGAUAAAGAUGAUAUAGAUUUACAAGACGACGACGACAAACAAACCUAUAAUCAUAUAACACUUUAUUCAAAAGAAGAACAACAAAACAAUAACAAUGACAAGAAAUUAGAUAGUAAUAGUAUAUUUAUUGAACCAAACAAUGAACAAUGUGAAAAGACUGUAUUGAAAACUUUAAAUGAAUAUGAACCAUUACAAUAUAUAAUCAAAGAGAUGGUUAGAUUGGGUUGUAAACCACCUGUAAUUAGAUGUAGACCAUGUGAUGAUCCUGCUUUUGGUUAUUAUGAUAAUCAACUUGGUGUAUGUGUCGUCGACAUGUACAAAACUAUACUUGUAAUAUGUAAUAAUGUAUCAACAUUUUAUACUAGUAUGAGAAAUACAGUGAUGCAUGAAAUGAUACAUGCAUAUGAUAUGUGCAGAGUUGAUUUGGAUCCAACCAAUUGUCAACAUCUUGCAUGUACAGAGAUUAGAGCUGCCAAUCUAUCUGGUGAUUGUAAUUUGGCACAAGAGUUUGCACGUGGACACAAAGGUAUUUAUAAUCAUCUUCAAGAUUGUGUAAAGAGACGUGCCAUCAAAGCAUUGGAAGAUCAUCCAAAAUGUAAAUCAAUUGCUGAAAGUUCAGUUUUAAAGGCUUGGAGUAAAUGUAAUGUAGAUUAUUCUCCUUUUACUUCAAUUCCAAAAUAA
Molecule: messenger RNA, 792 nt
Organism: Cavenderia fasciculata
Lineage: Eukaryota; Evosea; Eumycetozoa; Acytosteliales; Cavenderiaceae
Exons: 3
Coding region: 1-792 (263 amino acids)
Biological process (GO): mitochondrial protein processing; mitochondrial proton-transporting ATP synthase complex assembly
Cellular component (GO): extrinsic component of mitochondrial inner membrane
Molecular function (GO): metalloendopeptidase activity
Source: RefSeq, a predicted model, not a curated record